Molecule: messenger RNA, 6865 nt
Organism: Vollenhovia emeryi
Lineage: Eukaryota; Metazoa; Arthropoda; Insecta; Hymenoptera; Formicidae
Exons: 10
Coding region: 1740-3236 (498 amino acids)
Biological process (GO): G protein-coupled receptor signaling pathway
Cellular component (GO): membrane
Molecular function (GO): G protein-coupled receptor activity; peptide binding
Source: RefSeq, a predicted model, not a curated record
UAGGCGCACAUAUUCUCUAAAUUGAGAAGACAUUCGCAAAGGCACGAGUCGAGUCUCGGUUAAGUGCAAGAUCCCACAGCUUACGUGGGUGGUGAUGAUGAUAUUAAGAAAAAGUGUCCGCAAAAAUUGGCGAUUGGCCAAUUGCCGCAGUCAUUGAGGGACAGCUUGAAGCGACCCGAAAUUGAGUGUAUGUCGAGGACGAUAGCGUCCCGGGGCUGGAAUCUUACGAGCUGGAGGAGAGCGUCGAACCAAGUUCCGAAGAAGAAAGAUAGAGUGCGAAGAUGGGGGCAUGGUAGGCAGUGAGACAGAACUGAGAUAGAAUUUUGAGAGAGACAGGAGAUAUAAAGACGAAAGGGGGGGGAGGAAGAAAGAGAGCGAGACAGAUACGGAGUGGGAAGCUGGCGAGGGGAAGCUGGAGAGAGAAAUACCGAGAGAGAAAGGACAGAGAGCGAGAGGGAGGAGCAGUUCAGAAGCAAGGGUAGCGGGGGAGGGUCGCGGCUUCGAAUCAGGGGUUGCUUUCAGAGGAGCACGCAGUGCUCUCUCGUCUCGCGAGCCGGGAGAACGGGAGAGAACGUGCGUGCCGGCUCGCAGGAAGAGGGUAGUUUUCUCACACCCUCGGCAGACUCCUACCCUCGUGGUCCCCGUCGCUCGUUCCCGCCGAAAGUGGAACUUGGGGCAGAAUCGCGACAAAAUCGUCAGCUGUGUCAACACCUCCCUACCCUCCUUUCUCCUUCCGCCUCUCCGUUUCUCGCACCUCCGUGAAAUCUGGACGAGGCAUUCGGGAAUGAGACGUCAGCCAAUUAAUGCGUCGGGAUUUAAGACCAGGUGGAAGAUCAAGGACUAACACUCGCGCGGACAACGUGAUCCUCUCGAGGUAUUCCUCGAUGUUCUAACUUUCGCUUUCGCGGAAGUGCUCUCGUGCUGGAGAACGUCGCCGAAAUCACGAACAAUUAAUGUGCCGAUUAAAACGACUCGAAGUCAAGUGAAAGACAAAAAAAAUGGAAGAUUGCAACGCGAUUCUCAGGCUGUUCCGCGGCGCAGGAUUUAGCUCGUAAAUCUCCCUAAAGGGAGUUAUCGAUUGAAAGAUCGGUAUAUACUCCCGACUGAUCAAGCACCCUUAAUCCUAACCGACGCAUUCCCUUCAAUGGUUCAUUCGAUGGUCCAAUCGGUCGUGAGUUGAUUAACCUCUCAGGGAUGGAGAAAUUAACGCAGCGAGUGCUUUAGCUCAGAUAUAUGGCGUUGAUAUCACAGAUAAUCACCUCUCCGUAUCAUUCUUCGCAAUUUUUAUCCUGUCCCGCUGCUCUGUACAACGGCGGUUAAUUAGUGGCGGUGUCAGCGUAAAAAAGACAAAUUGUUGCCAACAGAUCACGAUUGAGUACCUUUUGGCAUCUUUAGACGAUUCGUCACGUCUUCCUGAAAGGAGCGACGCGCGUGUCAGGCAAAAAUCGCCGUCGCAGUUUAACGAGACGUGUAUCGAUGAUCGGGAAACGCGAUAUCCGGCACAGGGAUACGCCCUUAAGAGCGCGACAGCGGGUGGCAAGGAUGACGUGUUCCUCGCGAGGAGGGACGGCGGAUCGAGGAAGAGCGUUUUGCACGCCGUCGAGUUGCCGCCGGCGUGCCAAUUAGGCAUAAAUACCCUCGGUUGAGGGUAAAAGCGGGCCCGGAGAGAGCAAGUCGCUACCUGGAGGUCGCGAGGAAAAUCGCCGGGCGAGAAGAAAGCGGGAAGAGCAGUGUGAGAGAUGGCCGCCGGUUCAGCGGUAGCGAUGAUCGGCGCUAAUCUGAGAUUCGGCAUCGGCGCUUCCGGGAAUGUCACGUCCAACGCCACCAAGGUGUUCCAGUGUCACCCCGGUGGUGUGACCGAGGCGACCGUGAUAUUUAGCCUCGGUGCAUUGGGGAUGGGGGCGAAUAUCAUCCUCAUGACGUUGAUACUGGCGAAGCGACAGCUGCGCAGGUGGUCCCAGGGACUGUUAUUCCACCAAGCCAUGGUGGAUUGCGCGAGAGCCGCUAUUUUGCUGCCCCUAGGCUCCAGCAUAUUGAAUUGUCAGCCCGUUAACAAGUGCUCUCUGGUAGAGACCGCCUUUCUGUUACUGGUGACCGUCUCCACGGUAAAUAUGCUCACGACCGUGCUAAACGACAGCCCGGUGUUCCCAGAAAGCGACGAGGAGGCAGAUCUGACCGCUCCCUUGCUGAUGGAUUCACCCCAGUGCGUGCUCUUUGGCACCUUCAUGAUCUGGUUCGCCAGCAUAACUAUCAAUCUGGGACCUACGUUUCUUAGCGGAGCUUUAGCGGCGAACACGGAGAGCGGUCACAACGCGCCCAGCUGCCCGUUGGUACACGGCCCCUUUCGCCACUAUAUACUCAAUGUCCUUUGGAUUGUCAUCAACAUUAUUUGCGUAGCACUCACGCUCUUUCACUUGAGAAAGUUGCACAGGGAUCUGACGAAAGCUAAUGUCGAAGCGGUACGAGUAGCUGGUCUCGUUACAACGCUCGUUAAUGUGACGGGAGGACAUCAGGGUGCAACGAAUGCACUUGCAAGCGAAGACGGUGGCACGAGGAACGGUACGACACCGAAAAGAACGGGCGCUAUCGAGGAGCACCGGAAAAUGAGGAAUUACCUGAGGAGAAUGGAACGCGAGGGUGUGCAGAGGGUGAAAAUGUUCCUGGUCAUAACGGCGGCGUACGUCUUGUUCUGGGGACCAUUGUUUUUCGUUACUCUGGUGCAUCACCCCGUUAUAGGAAACCCCACCGGCUACGAGGUGACCCUACACAUCGCGUACGUGCACGCCUUCGUAAACCCGGCCCUGUUCCUCGCCCUGCAUCGGGGGCUGCGACAGGGGAUGUCGGACGUGUGUUGCGGCUGCUGCGAGAGCAUAGCCCGAUGGAUCCUCGGGUCCGCCGCGACCGGUCCGAUGCAGAAUGUUCAGCUGCCCCGAUACGAGCCGAAUCUCCCCUCGCCGCCGGAUCCACCCCUGGCGGCGCAGGCCAUGGCGCCGGGAUGCAAUCUGACUGACGUGGCGCUCCUGAAACCACCCCUGCCACCGACUGCCAAACACCUACUGGUGGACGAUUCUAUCGUGAUGCCACCCGACCCUUGGAGCCUGACUUCAAGACCGAAGAGCACUUCCAGCCUGUACGAGGAGGAAUUAUCCAGAAGACCGAGCCUCCUGCUACCACCACCGGCGGAACUGAACGACAUGCAAAUGAGCCCCACGAGUAGCGACUUGCCCAGCGAAUAAAUGAUCUUAAUCAACAUCGAACCAAAAAGCAUAACUUUAAUCGAUCGCAGUGUAAAAAAUAAUUGCAAAAAUGAGACGAGCAGAUUUUCAGGAAAAAUCCUUCCUAAUCCUCCCCUGGAGCACCAUCCUUCGAUCAGGCGUUCAUAUAUCGUUGACAAAAAGCCGAAAUCAAAUAAGCCACGCGCUACAAUUACCUAAUCCAGACGAAAUUGAAGAUAAUACCAUCGGAAAUUUGUAAAUCGUAAAUUUGCUUCUUACGGGCGUUUAAUAUCAAGAAACAAGAUUGCGUCAAGAUGAAAUUCAUCGUACACAUAAACUUGAGUUUCACUAGGAAGUGAAGUAAUUGAAAAAUUAGUACGCACAUUUACUUUUACAAUGGAUACAUAGAAUAGGCAUACAAAAAAUUAACAGACUGACUUUUCUCACAAAACUCGUAUUUAUGUAUAUAUCAAUUUCCGCUAUUGUCACGUCCAGAAUCAUCGGUUGAAGUAAUGUAAAGAUCAUUGCUUUGGUAUCUGAGAAACGGCAUUGUCUUGCCAUACUUAAAACGUUGCAUUUGUCAUAAACUCGCGAUUAAAGUCUUUUCCGACAACUUUUACGAUCUUUAUCGUAAGCAGACGUGACGUUCUCUUCAUUUACGGAAUCGUAGAAAUAAUCACAAAAUUCUACGCAGUAAAUUACUAGUAAUUAAAUGAUAAAAAUUAAACUUUUUUUUAACUAUGAUUGGCAUACGAUCAACAAUGUAAUUUUAUUGCCACUGAAUUAUGCGGUAAAUAAUAAAAGUAAGUUUACUUAUCAUUACAAGCUAUUUGGAAGCCCGGAUAAAUUAUCGAUAAGUUGAAAUUUAAUUUCCCGCUCUUUUUGAUGAACUUGAUGUAGUGGCACAAUUAAAAAAAAAACAAAAUAAAAUAUGAAGAGGAAAGAAAUGUAAUCCACCGGGCAUCAUCUGAAUGUAUCUGUGAUUGCUUAUAAACGUCCUAGUCUUUUUGUCGUUGUCGUGUCGUGGUAAUAGAUCCUUAUUGUUAGAGAAUUAUACAUAUAUAUAUACAUAUAUACACACAAUGUAUAUAUAUAUACAGCGCGAUAAGUGAUACUUUAGAAAUAUUAAAUAAUAUUAAUUCGUGAUCUGCUUUUUCGGCUACACAGAACAGGACUGAAAACGAAACGAAUCUGGCGAGUCAGAGAAGUACAAUACGCGGUAGAAAGUAUAAUUGACUGGGAAUAAUUUCUUCAUUUAGCCAAGUUAUAGGUGCACUUAAUAAAUGUACAUAAAGAUCGAACGCGCAGUCCUGCCGCGCUUCAGUCCUUCGUAAAGUGGCACUAUCGCGUGAGCUUCUUCAUUCGGGGACUCAAUCUUCUUGAAACGAGAUACUAUAUAUAUCGAAUUACAUAUAUAUUUUCUACGCGACAUUUUAGAGAUCGCACCCGUUGCAGCCGCACAAUGCAUCUGUGUCUCGCCGAUCUAAUUGUGCGUUACACCAACGCUUUUGUUUUAUGCAAAUGAGAAUGAUUCACGAGAGCGAGGAAGCAGAGAAAUCAGCCGAUUAUUCUACGAAUAGAGAACUGGAAGUAGUUCACAGCUAAUGUAAAUGUAAAUAUGAACGAUCAUCCCGAUUCCACUUGAAAUUCUUUGCUAGUUGUACACUUGCUAUAUUAAUAACUUUGCAUAAUUGUUCUUACGUAUUUGUCUCAAAUACUUAUUUUCAAAUUUAUUAAUUUAAUGUUGCAAAACGGCGAACCAGGAGCGAUAUAUCCCCAGAUAUUUCAAAUAUACAUUUGCUCAUCGCGUUUAUAUAAUAAAGAAAAACUUGAGUGGUUUCGAAGUCUUAUUCCCCGAAAAAUUAUAAUAUUGAAGUGAUAUUAGAAAACAUAUUAAAAGACGGUCGACUCUGAACAGAGAAACGAGCAAAAUUAUAAUAUUAAGAACAAUCAAAACACUCAGUUAAUUGAACUUAAAAUUGACAAAUUAACUUGUCACGUGAUCUUUUAAAGCACAUGAUAUUUCGUAUGAAUUAAAAUACAAUUCCUAAUUAUGAGAGUAAUUAAAGUGAUUUCUACUAAUUUUAUGUAAAACUGUAAAAAACACUGUAAAAAUUAUUCAUAUCAAGUUACGCCGUAUAUCGUAGUUAGCAGAUUAUAAUUGUGAUGAUUAUCCUCUAAAAGUCUAACUAAUAAGCAAUAUUUCAAUCGCAAGAAAUAUUAAAAAUUGGUAAACGUGAAAUCUAACAGAGAGUACCUUCUUGACAUGUUUAUAUUACUUAUAAGUCUGAUUAAAAACAAUGUAAGAGAAGAGAGAUUGAAAUGAAUAAAAUUUUUUCCAAAAUUAAAAUAUGCACUAUUGGCAUCAUUAAACAUACAUGUAUAUUAAAGUGUAUUAAAAGUGUUAGCGUAGAACUUGUUUCUUAUUGUAUAGCGAAAGGCAUAUCAAUGUAGAGAAGUGUUAUGCGUUUGAAAAUGAGUAUGUGCAGCAUAACGUUACGUGGCGAGUAUCGAAAUUUAUUAAAAUUACGUAAAUUUAAUAUCCUCACUCAAGCCCCUCUUUCUUUAUUCGUCGGAGAUGUGUUAAAAGCAGUGCACGGACGCUGCUUAGAUACAAGUCAAUUAACUGUAACUACCACAAGAUAUUUUCUUCUUAAGUCGCGUGUGUAAUAAAUGUUUCAUGUAAAUUCAUGUAAAUUAUAUAUAUAUAUGUGUGUGUGUGUGUAUGUAAGAAAGUGGUAGAUCAAGACCGAAAUUUUUUAUCGUAAUUUUAUAAAUGCAACAUCGAGAACGGACGUAAUCGAUUAAUGGCAAUUGUGAGAAAAGAAAAGUAUUUCGAGGUGCAUUAAAAGUAUACGGGAUGCGUUAGAAUUGGAAGUUUCGCAGCUUCGACUAUGCGUUUGAUUGAACUGUGCACAUUUUUUUCCAACAAUUAAUUCACCCUACAAUAAUUUAUUAUAUUUCUCAAUAGAUCGCGAAUAUAUUUGAGAUUGUCUGCUUGCAGUGUAUAUUAAAAUACACAUACCUAAAUUUUUUUAGCACGAACGUCGUAGGUCUUUACGCCAACGUAUUUAAUUUCAUUUACUGUUUAACAGCAAGUAUCUCUUGGAAUUGCUAUUAAAGUCGAUUUUUUUUCACAGCGUUCUUGAAAGCCAAACAUUAAAGCGAAUUAUUCUAAACAAUCUCAUCAGGGCAAAGUGUAAUUAUUAAGAACAUUUUUAAGAGAACGGUGCCUGAAAACCCGAAAUAUCGUUACGAAUCGACAGCAAAGUAAUGCGAAAUGAUAUCGUAAACUAUAUAAAUUAUACGAGCAUAAAUUUUAUCCUUGCCAGAAAGAAGGAGAGAACCUGCAUUAUAUUUCACUGUAUAUAAAACCCUGCUCACAUAUUUAAAAUAAAAGUAUAUGUAAUAUAUAAAUUAUAUGUUCUUCUCAUUAUUAAACUAAUAUUGCGUAUUUCAAACAUGGCGAAACAAAUAGCUACAUAUAUUUUAAACUGACCUUCCACAUUUUUAUAUUUAAUGGUUUAAAAAAUUGUUAAGAUUUUUGUUUUAAGAAACGACUCUUGAAUAAUACUGGCGAAAUAUUGGAGAAAAUCUUUUUAUAUUUACCAAAAAUAUCAAAGUAAAAGUAUGGUUAAGUAAAUCGGAAU